This is a messenger RNA of Brettanomyces nanus, 1008 nucleotides long. RefSeq lists its product as uncharacterized. The record is from RefSeq and is a predicted model, not a curated record. Gene Ontology annotation, cellular component: ribosome. Bases 1 to 1008 code for a protein of 335 amino acids. Gene Ontology annotation, molecular function: structural constituent of ribosome. Gene Ontology annotation, biological process: translation. Lineage: Eukaryota; Fungi; Ascomycota; Pichiomycetes; Pichiales; Pichiaceae. The transcript has a single exon.
AUGGUUGAUGGAUUAGAGGGUUCUUUUGAACAACAGUUGAACCAAAUGCUCCCCAGUAUCAGAAGAAGUGCCUAUUUGUCUAUUCCUUUACGGUCAUUUCAUACAGUGAAGCCAUUGUUGUUGAGGAACAGAGCAGAGAAGAAGUUGGCAUCUAUUGAUAAGAAGAAGCAGAACUUGGCAUUUCAAAGCUCCAGAAAUGCGCAUCAGGAGAAAGUUGACCCUGUGUUAGGACGGCCCAACAACCCGUUUAUUCAUCGGAUUCAAAUGGAGAUUGAUGAGCCAAGUGUUUUGGCCAAAAACUUCCAGUAUCACGAGGUUGAAAAGUUACUCUAUGGAGCGAAAGAAGCGAGACUAUUAAAGGUGGAUUCUAGUUUGGGACACGAUGAGGAGAUGAUUGAAAAGGUUAAGGCCGAGGAAGCUGAAAAGAAGGAGAUUGUGAUGAGGAUUUUAAGUAUGAGAAAUGCUGCAAACGAGGAAAAGGAGAAGAGAUCAAUAGCAUUGGCAGUGAAAGAGUUUGAGAGAUUUGAAGGAGAUACAGGAUCUUCGGAAGUUCAGGCUGCUGUGAUGACUAUCGAGAUCUACAAUUUUAUGAGACACAUUAAACAGCAUCCACAAGACUUGAUUCAUAUUCGUAGAGUGAGAAUGCUCACGCAGAAAAGACAGAAGAUUUUGAGGUAUUUGAAGAGGGACGAUGCAAAGAGGUAUUUCUGGUGUAUCGAGAAGUUAGGACUUACAGACGAGAAUGUUCAUAUGGAGUUUAACCUUGAUAAUAAGUAUGCUGAUGAGUUCGAGGUUUGGCCUGGCAGAAGGAUGGUUAAGGUGACGAAGCAGGAGAAUGAAGAGAGAAGAAAGCAAAGAAGAGCUGCUAAGGUGGCAUUAAGAAAGGCCAUGACUCAAGAAGGGUUGAAGGCAGUGAAGCCGAAGUCAGCCGAGCCCAAGGAGUUAGCCGAGCCUAAGGAGCCUAAGGAGCCGAAGGACUCAGCCAAGCCGGAACCGUUGGAACCUUAG